AUGAACCCCUCUCUAUAUUCUCCAAUUGCCAGCAUUCGCAUCCACAGGCCCUGUUCUGUCGCUUUUCGCCCGUCGUCCAUCGUCGUAGUUGUUGCCAGGUCGCCGUCGCCCGUCGCAUUCAACUGCGCUUCCUCAAAUUCUACUCACCGCCUCACUCAAGGCAUGCUCUCGAUGACUGCUUUUGAUGUUAUUGUUGUUAAAGAGUCUAUAUGUGUAAUUGGAGGAGUCAAGAUUGGAAAGAAUAUUAUAGAAAAUCUACUCAAAAUUGGUGAUAGUUUGGCUGGUGAUACAACAGAUGGUGAAUCGAUCAUUCAUAUACCAUCUGACAUUUUGGUUAAGAACUCUGAGACAGCUUUGGAUGACUUCAUUGAUUUUGUGUAUCCAGAUAUGUUAUCCAAUUUAUCCAUUGAAAAUUAUUUCAAGGAUAGAGCAAUUCUUGCACUAACUCUGGAUUGUGUUACUGAUGUCAACAACAAGAUGACUGCAGGGUUACUCGGACAAGAAAGAGUCCACUUAAAUUCUGACUCCAUGUGUGCCGAGGAGGGAAAUAUGGAAUUUGAGUUAGAUUCUUUCUUACCAGAGAUUCUAAAUGGAAUUAAUUGUUCAGGUCUACCACCACACAAGUUGGUUGUGAAGGUUAGCGCUCCUGUUAUGUUGCUGCGGAAUAUAGACCAAACUAAUGGUUUGUGCAAUGGAACGAGAAUGCAAGUUAGAAGAACCGAAAACUAUGUCAUAGAAUACAAGACUUUAACUGGUAACAAAAUUGAAAGUAUUGUUCUUAUCCCAAGAUUGAAUCUAAUUCCAAAUAACGAAACAUUACUGGUCAGAUUUCAAAGAAGACAAUUCCCAAUUAUUAUGUCAUUUGCAAUGACAAUAAAUAAGUCUCAGGGACAAACUCUAUCAAAAGUUAGAGUAUACAUUCCAAGGCCAGUUUUCACCCAUGGUCAAUUGUAUGUUGCAUUAUCAAGAGUAACGAGUAAAGAUGGUUUGCGAGUGCUGUUGCAAGAUCACGGACACUUGGAAGAUAACUGCACGAUGAAUGUGGUAUGUAGAGAAGUUUUUGAGAGCUUAUAA
Arachis stenosperma is the source of this 1074-nucleotide messenger RNA. RefSeq names its product ATP-dependent DNA helicase PIF1-like. The transcript is spliced from 3 exons. The record is from RefSeq and is a predicted model, not a curated record. Bases 1 to 1074 code for a protein of 357 amino acids. NCBI's taxonomy places the organism in Eukaryota, Viridiplantae, Streptophyta, Magnoliopsida, Fabales, Fabaceae.